Messenger RNA from Leptidea sinapis, 3945 nucleotides. RefSeq names its product kinesin-like protein KIF18B. Bases 425 to 2959 code for a protein of 844 amino acids. The transcript is spliced from 9 exons. The record is from RefSeq and is a predicted model, not a curated record. NCBI's taxonomy places the organism in Eukaryota, Metazoa, Arthropoda, Insecta, Lepidoptera, Pieridae. Gene Ontology annotation, molecular function: ATP binding; microtubule motor activity; microtubule binding. Gene Ontology annotation, biological process: microtubule-based movement.
UAGGUAGAGAAAAUGCCAACUUUGCUCAAAAUAUGAAGUUAUAUCAUCCGCUUUUCCGAGAAAAAAAUAGCAAAAUACUUAACAAUGCUCCUAGCUCUUCAGUUAUAGGUAUUUUAAAAUCUGAACAAUACGCUGAGCAAACGUUAGGUUCAAAAAAUGUUUUCAUUAAUGUUCACCAACCUACAUAACAAUUAUUAUCGACAGCGUUGCGAUGCGUUAUAGGACUGCAAUGAAAAUUGGAAUCGAUUAGUAGAAAUUUAAUUUUUAACUGAAUGUUAUAAGGUGUGGGUUUGAUUUUUUACAAACUGCGAUCAGCAUUGAUAUAAAGAAAUAUUAUGAGAUUGGAAGCUGACCUCUGAGGAUUUAUGAGAAUUCAAAAGCGAAUCCUUCUACAUAUGAGUCGAAAACACAAAUCAUAUAAGAAAUGCCUGGAAACAUUAAAGUAGUGGUCAGGGUCCGACCAACAAAUGAAAAGGAAAAAGAUCAAAAUAACAGAAUUGUUGUCGAUGUUGUUGACGAUCACGUCGUUGUGUUUGAUCCUAAAGAAGAUCCACCAUUUUAUUUUCACGGAGCUAAACAACCAAUCCCUAAACGUGCUAAUAAAGAUUUGAAAUUCGUGUUUGACCAUGUUUAUACUCACGACGCGACAAACUACGAUAUUUUUGAGACCACAACAAAAGAGAUGCUAAGUUCAUUAAUGGAAGGAUAUAACUGUUCAGUGUUUGCAUACGGAGCUACAGGUGCUGGAAAGACAUACACAAUGAUUGGUAGUAAGGAACACCCGGGCAUUACUUACUUGACUAUGGAACAUUUAUUCUACUCUAUAAAUUCCUUUGAACAAGAUAGAGAAUUUGAUGCAAGAGUAUCAUACAUUGAAGUGUACAACGAAAAUGUUUAUGAUUUAUUAAAACCGUCAAGUACCCCUUUACAAAUACGGGAGGAUUCUAAGUAUGGAGUGACAGUUGCCGGGCUUACAUUAACUAAUAUAAGAACUGCGAGGGAAUUACUGAAUGUGCUUGAAGAUGGGAAUAAAAACAGAAAACAGCAGCCUACAGAAGCAAACCCAGAUAGUUCUAGAAGCCAUGCUGUAUUUCAGGUAUAUAUAAAAAUGAAGUUCAAGACCAGGGUCCAGAUCAGAAUGAAGCUUUCAAUGAUCGAUCUUGCAGGAAGCGAGAGAGCCUCAGCUACUGCUUCCAUUGGUGAAAGAUUAAGUGAGAGUACCAGUAUCAAUAAAAGCCUCCUUUCACUCGGGAAUUGCAUUAAUAAAUUGGCGGCUGGAAUUGUAUACAUUCCAUACAGGGAUUCAAAAUUAACGCGACUUCUCAAAGAUAGUCUUGGUGGCAAGUGUAAAACAGUUAUGAUUGCCAAUGUGUCUCCAUCAAGUAUGAGUUAUGAAGAUACAUACAACACACUGAAGUUUGCUGCCAGGGCAAAUAAAAUACAACUGAGCUGUAAGAAGAAUAUUGUGGACGGAAAUAUGAAGUUGUCGCAGUAUGUCAAAAUAACCGAAGAGUUAAAGAAGAAAGUCAAGGAAUUAGAAGCAAAGUUGUCUUUGUCUUCAGUUACAGCUAUGAAGAAACUUGAUCUUAAUUGGGAUAAACGUAAGCGGGAAUGGCGUAGUCGUAUUGAAAGUGAGGAACUUGCGUUCGGAGUCUUGGAGGAGCGCUUGUUGUCUGUAAUGAGGCAGCAGAGAGUAUUGGCACUGAGGCAGCGUCUGCGAAAGCUGACCUUCUCGCACGUAGCUGAACUUGCGCACAGAUCCUCUUUCGAAUCAAUCAACCAGACAAUCACAGAAGACCUACCGCGUCACAACCGAAUAACCGAACACUAUGCCAAACACUCUGCACUGUUGGAGGCAACUUUAAUGAAAAUUUGGACUGAAUGGGACACAAGUCGGAAAAGGUUAAAACAACUUUAUGACGCAGCACUUGCAGAGUUCCCGGAUCUGAUGGACUUUGUUGAGAAACUUAAACAGAAAAGCGAAGUACGUCAUGUGAAAGCAAGCGAUGAGUUGAGUUAUAAACUCUUGUCAAUUGAGAAUCAGGAGCUUAGUGCAGUUACCGACUAUAAUAGCGAAAUGAUCGCUUUGGUGAAAAAACUGUACCUAACACUAAAAGGUUAUGAUAAAGCGCCACCGUCUUUAACUGCUGAAUAUACAGAGCUUAUGAAGAAGGCUGCAGCCGCUGAAAAGAUAUCAUGGCUCGAUGAUGAGAUAGAAAACAAGAAAGACAUUAAAUAUUUUUCGUCAGUGGAUAUUAAAAAACCAAGUAUUAGUCUCGAUUGUUUCGAAGAUCUAAGUAAGAUUCUAGACAUAAAGACGAAAAGUUAUGAUUUAAGAAAUAUUGAGAAUCUUGAACCUCUAAAUACUUUACAAGGCACUAUAGAAUUGCAGAAUAAUGAAUCCAUUAUAAUUAUGAAUGAUUCACCAGAAAUCAUAAAUUCAGAGAAGGCAUUCAAUAUACCCAAGAAAAAGACAAAAGAAAUGAACACGGUAAAUGUUGAAAAUCUUGAUAUAGAUAACAAAAAGUUACCAUUGGUGAUGAACAAUAAGAUGGAGGUAUGGAUAAAACCUACUGCUAAAGUACAACCUACCGCUCUGUCGACGAAAAGAGAACUCAAUGAUAAAACUGAAACAUUUGAUAAACAACAAAACAGAGCAAAGAUAUUGAAGCCAGUGGUGGGUCGCGCUAUCCCGAUGCGACGACAUGCCGCGCAGCCGGCCAAACCUGUUGGGGGCUUUGGCUCUACUGUGAGCAGAGACUGUACUUCUGUGACCAGGACUAUACAAGCCAAAAAACUAACCGCCAACCAGAGGAACGCAGCUGUAAAUGAAAGAUCUGUUGGGCUCAAAGCAUUACGGGCAAGAGAACGCAUCCAGUCGCAUCCAUACUCUCGACCGACAGCCUCCAACACGAGUAAACGUCUGAACAGCCAUAAUAAAGAGAAUAAUAAUAAUUAAGUAGAAUCUGUCAAUCAUGUAAUAAAACUACUUUCAUUUCGUCUUUGUACGACAUAUUCUUGAGUCCUUUCGUCCAUUUAAGCUUUUGUUUAUUAAUUUGCUGGGUAUCCUGAUUUGUUUACACAACAUACUUGGUGGACAUUAUUAACACUUAUCUAUCAGUUAAUCGGAUAUAGAACGUGGUGCAUUAUAUAGACACACGGGUAGAGCUACUUAACCAUAAUCAUAAUAUUGAAAUGAUAUAUAUAGAAAACAAUAUUUGAAUCACACAAUGUUCAACAUGUCGCUGGCCGAUCUUAAAAUUAUUGGUGAUUGUUGAAUCAUUUACUCCAUGCACAUGUUUGAAAUAAUUAUAAUAUAGUUAUUGGCCGAUCUUACGCAAACUCAGCGUACUUGGCCGACAAUUAUUUUGUCGCUGGCCGAACUAACUCUUGUUAAACGUAACAUGUCCGCAACUUUUUUAGUAACGGAAUUUUAUUAAAAAGAUUCUCAAUUAAUUAAAUAAUUUCGGACUGUCUUACUAAUGUCUUCCUAAUGUUAGAGUACAUAAAAUGCGCAGCUCUGUUUAUUCACAGAAUAUGUUUCCGAACGUUGUUUCCUGGGAAAAUCGCACAUUCUACGAUUUAAAACAACUAUUGUUCAAGAUGGCGUCCUAUGUUCCUAUUUCAGCCAUGUGCUCAUAAUAUGUCAUCAAAAUAAUAGGAAAUGGUACUAAUAUUAGUUGUUAACAACAUGUAAAUUGUAAAAAUUGCAAAUAUGAAAUUGUAAAAAUUGAACGUCUAAAAUUGUAAACAAUGAAAUUGCCAAUAAAAUAUUUGAAUUACUAUUUAGUUCGUAAGUUUUUGCUAAUAAUAAUAAUCAAAAGCAACCAUAAAAAAUGUGUUUGUUAUGUUAUCCUAAACUGUCUCCUGACAAAAUAUAUCUCUUUUAUAUAUAAGUAUGUAAUCUUAUAUUAAAUUAUAACCUAAAUCUGUAGGUACUUUUAG